CCAUACCACAUGUUCUUCCCAGUUUUUCCUUGUGCUAAGACUUUGCAGUUUCACUCAACCUUUUGUUUAAAUCUUGCUUAAGAUCUCAGUCAUCUUCUUAUAUUGUCAUGUUCUUCUUUCUUUUUGCUUCGCUUUGAACCCCUUUUUUGUUCUUGCAUUUGAUGUUCGUCUGAUUCUUUGGAGUAUUUUUGUUUUUGUUAAUCCUGUCAGAUGGAUGAUAAUAGGGAAAAUGCAUCUUGAGAUUCAGAUUUAGUCAUCAUAUCUACAGAGAUUAGUUUUGUGUUGUUGCUCUUUUGUUUUUUAUUCAGAGCAACAAACAUGUCCAUGGGAGAUGAGAAACAGUGUUGUGAGAUGAGGAACAAAAUGAUGUUAUUCGGUUUGCUGAUUAGGAGAAUCUUUGAUGAAGAGAGGGGUAAGCUUCUUCGGAGGCUUGAGGAUGCCAACUGUGAGAUUACAGAGUUGAAGAAAGUGAGAAAAGAAGAUGCUAAAGCUAACGAGAAGGUAGUAAGCAUAAUCGCGUCUCAGAAACAGAACUGGUUAAAGGACAAGUACAGACUAAGGCUGCAGGUUGAAGCUCUGAUGAGGGAACUCAGGAACAUGGAGAAGAGGAAGAGACAAAGCUUGUCUGAGUUGCAAGAAAGGUUAAAAGAAAAGGAUGGUUUAGUGCAAUCCAAAGAUAAAGAAAUGGAGGAAGAGAAGCUUAAGUGCCAAGAGUUAGAAGAAAAACUGAUCAAGGUAGAGAAAGAAAAUCAAGAUCUGAGGGAAAUGAAAGAGAGAGAUGUGCAAGAACAUUCCUCUGAGCUAUGGAGGCAAAAGAAGACAUUCCUUGAGCUUGCUUCUAGCCAGAGACAACUCGAAGCUGAACUGAGUCGUGCAAAUAAGCAAAUCGAUGCUAAGAGACAUGAACUUGAAGACUUGUCAUUAGAAAUCGUUAAGAUGAGGAAAGAUUUGGAAGCAAAAGAUCGAAUAUUGGCAGUGAUGUUGAAGAAGUCAAAACUAGGUAUAAACGAGAUGCAUACGUUGCUUAUGGAGGCUAAAACGAAGCAAGAUGAAGAUGAAGCAAAGAGUUGGAGAUCAAAUUCAAAGUCAAGAAGGUCACUAAGAAGCAUGUUUGCUUUCGAAACCACAAGUAAGCCUAAAACAAACAGUGUUAGUUCGGUUACUCACAUUGAUGAACAUGUGGAAUGGAAUAAAGAUCCUGAUGUCGUACCAGAGAUCAUGGAUUCCUACUCUACUGACAGUUUUUGUGAACUUGGAGUCAAUGGAAUUCCAAAGAAGCGUGAGAAUAUGAGUUUUGGUGAGGAAGAUUUUUGUAUUAGAGUGAUAGGGAAGAAGCAAGAGAUGGAGCUAGGAGUUUUGGCAGAGCAUGUGAAACUAAAAGAUGAAAAGAUUGAGGCUUUGUGUUUGCAUCUGAUGAACGCUGAGUUAGAAUCAAAGAAGGAAGGCCUAGUAAGUCAAAGAAGGGAAGAAUCAGUUGCCCUAAGGAAACAACAGCUCAAAAGCUUGACGUCCCACAAGAACAAUACGAGGUUUGGAAGAAAGAACACAAAAGCAGAAGCACUAGAAAGAGUAUUUGAAGGUUCAAAGGAAAAUGUGACCGAGAAAGGAAGGGAAUCAUACUCUCCUGAUGAACUGAGACAUUUAACUUUGAAAGCUGCUCAAUCUGAUGCUGAAGAAGAAUCUGAAAAGGAAACUCUCUUACCAAUGAAUGAUGAGUUUACCAAAAGAGAAAAAGCAGAUGGUAAGGAAAGUGAGAGCAGCCAGCCAUCAAGCACAAACAAUUCACCUUGGAGAAUGGAUCUUCAUGCUCUUGGAGUCUCAUUCAAGAUCAAAAGGCUUAGACAACAGCUGAUGAUGCUUGAAAGAUAUAUCGGGAAACAAGAGAGUCAAGAGAUUGACAAGAGCAGCAGCAGUGAUACCGGGAAAAGAGCUUUGUUAUUGCUCAUUACACUGCUCAACAAACAAGUUACUAGGUAUCAAUCACUUCAAGAGAAAAUUGAUGGUAUCUGCAAACGAAUGCAUGUGAAUGACACAGAAAAGACAUCAUUAGAGCAUUUCUUAGAUGAGACAUUUCAGCUGCAAAGAUACAUAGUGGCAACAGGACAGAAACUAAUGGAAAUCCAGUCCAAGAUCACUUCUGAGUUUGUGGAAGUUCUAGUAGGCUUCAUCAUUACAGAGUCAUCCUCUACCAGUAGCAGCUUUGAUCCAGAACGUUUUGUAGAAAGCAUUAGAAGUCUGUUUCAGGAAGUGCAGAGAGGGCUUGAGGUUAGAAUAUCUCGAAUCAUAGGUGAUCUUGGAGGGACACUAGCUCGUGAGGGAAUGAUACAUUUGAAGCGACGGGACGACGGUGUUCAAGGACUAUGAGUAUCUACUACAUGUAAAUGUUCUUACAGUUCCUCUUCAGCUCUUCUUAAGGUUAAUGAAAACCGUUAAGGUUUUGUAUAUAGAAAUUCACUUAUAUAUACAGGGAUAAUUGGCUCUGUGUUUGAACUCUCCCCAAAUGAUUCGUUUUUCAGCUUUAGUCUCAAUUAAGAUAUAGGUAAAAAAUAACAUUGUUUAUUCGAUAAACGUGUAUGUUCUUACAUCAUAUUGU
Eruca vesicaria subsp. sativa (arugula) is the source of this 2593-nucleotide messenger RNA. NCBI's taxonomy places the organism in Eukaryota, Viridiplantae, Streptophyta, Magnoliopsida, Brassicales, Brassicaceae. The record is from the annotation of a GenBank genome assembly.